GAAACAAAACCAAGUCAUACCAACCACCAUGGAAUUUUUGUCCCAAUGCUUCCUUCUAUUUUGUCUCCAUGUCUCUUCUCUGUAUUGUGCUUCCUCCAUUGCUUUCCCCGAGGAUGGAUCCACAAAGCUGCUCCAUUUUGAGAAAAUUUCUUCAGAGAUGUAUAGUUAUCAUCUUUUUGAGCACCCUAGCUAGUGAAACUCUGUCCCUUGAUGCAAAAUUUGAGGCAUGUGUGCCUCGAUCAUGCGGAAAUGGCCCCAAUGUUAGCUAUCCUUUUUGGAUUUCUCAGGAACAAGAUUCAUUUUGUGGCUGGCCAAACUUUGAGAUCACCUGCAAAGACAAAAGCCCAGUUCUUAUCAUUUCUGAAGAUCACUAUAUCAUCAAAGAUAUAUUCUACAACAACAAUUCAUUGCUUGUGGUCAGUGCUGUGGUCUAUGAAGAAAUAUGUCCAAUUCCUGUGCGAAAUUUUACUCUUCAUCGAACUCCAUUCAGUCUUAGUUCUGAUAAUUUCAAUUUUUCCUUCUUAUAUAACUGCACUAAGCAGCCAGUUUACCCUACAUAUUAUCCAGUAAGUUGUGCUAGCAACGCUUCCCUCCAUUCUUUUGCUGUUUUUGAUAAAGAUGUUUUGGAGUACAUGAACUACUCAUUGAAGUCAUGCCAGUCUUUUGUUAAUGCCCCAAUAUUGGGAAUGGGUAGUAACUGUAAUUUCACUGGUCUGGUGAAAACAAAUUAUUCUGAAAUCUUGAAGAUGGGUUUCCAUUUGAAUUGGACUGCACAUAGUUGCAGCAAUUGUGAGAGCAGUGGUGGGCGCUGUGGAUUUGAUGACCAUCAGUUUAUUUGUUUUUGCCCAGAUAAGCCUCAUUCCAAAACUUGCGAUGAUGUGGCAUUUGAGUGCAGAUUUCUUGUUGAAAUCAAGCAAAUGUUUAGUGUCACCAUCUUAUCUGAUGAUAAUAGAUGGAAAUGGAAACUUGCUAUAGGUCUUGGCUGUGGUUUUUUUGGAGGCCUAGUAACAACAUGCAUUGUGUUCAAAUUCUUCCUUCAGCACAGAAGAGUGCUCAAAUAUGCUCGAUCUUCCUCAGUUACAAAUGAGAUAUCCUCUGCUCCGGCUUCAUUGACUGAUCCUGGGAAAGGAGGUAACUUCCCUGGAGUGCAUAACUUCACCUAUAAUGAACUUGAAGAGGCUACCAAUACAUUUGAUUCUGCCAUGGAACUAGGUGAUGGAGGCUUUGGCACCGUGUAUUAUGGCACACUCCAAGAUGGGCGACCUGUUGCAGUCAAACGCUUACAUGAAAACAAUUACAAAAGAGUGGAACAAUUCUGGAAUGAAGUUGGGAUCCUAGCUCAGGUGCGCCACCGGCAUCUUGUAUUACUUUAUGGUUACACCUCUCGCCACUGCCGUGAACUCUUGCUUGUAUAUGAGUUCAUUUCCAAUGGAACCGUUGCUGACCAUCUUCAUGGUGAACGUGCCAAACGUGCUUCACUUCCUUGGCUCAUUCGUUUGAAGAUUGCCAUAGAGACUGCAAGCGCAUUGACUUACCUCCAUGCUUCUGAUAUCAUCCACCGUGAUGUGAAAACCAACAACAUUCUCCUUGAUGAGAAUUUUUCUGUUAAAGUUGCAGAUUUUGGAAUUUCUCUUUUCUUUCCAAAACUUGUUACGCAUAUUUCUACUUCUCCUCAUGGGACUCCUGGUUAUAUGGAUCCAGAAUAUCAUGAAUGCUGCAAGCUGACAGACAAGAGUGAUGUAUUUAGCUUUGGGGUUGUCUUGAUUGAGCUAAUAUCAUCCAAGCCAGCCGUUGACAUCACCAGGCACCACCAUGAGAUAAACUUGUCUAACAUGGCCAUUGACAAGAUUCAAAACCGAGCACUACACGAACUUGUAGAUCCAACUCUUGGGUAUGAAUCAGAUCAUAAGGUGAAGACAAUGAUAACUGCAGUGGCAGAGGUGGCAUUUCAGUGCCUGCAAGGUGGGAAGGACCUGAGACCAACAAUGGUAGAGGUGUUUAAGGCUUUAAAGGGUAUAGAGAGUGGGGACUACAAUAAUUAAAAGGCAGAAGGGAUGAACGUUGCAAUAGAUGAAGUUGGUGUGCUGCAAAUGCCACUUUCUUUUAGGUUAAUUUCGCUCCCACCAGAUCUGGUAUGCAAAAGAGGAAAACCAAAAUGCCCAUAGGAUAUAAUGAAGUACAUUGUUGAUCUUGCCUUUGCACUAGCAAGAUCAACCAUUGAUCGUCCUUUGGAAAGCGACAAAACAAUAGUUUUUAUACAGGGAUUUCUGUAGCAAUCGCAAUACAAAAAGGGACUAUUUUAUUUAUAGAUGAUAGUAGGGAUUUGUUUCUAUGUUCAAGAGCGGAAGAAGAAGGGAUAACUCUAUAUUUAUAGGGCAAGAUGUCUGUUGGGAAUAGACACUCCUUUUUAGUUUAUUAACUAAAAAUUUUUGAAUUUU
Rubroshorea leprosula is the source of this 2438-nucleotide messenger RNA. NCBI's taxonomy places the organism in Eukaryota, Viridiplantae, Streptophyta, Magnoliopsida, Malvales, Dipterocarpaceae. The record is from the annotation of a GenBank genome assembly.